AUGGAGCCUUUAGCUCUCAAGCUGAUAAUGGUCCAAGGCCCGCGGGAGGGCGAAACCCUAGACUUCGGACCCGGAUCCAAGGUCCGAAUCGGUCGCGUCGUCCGGGGAAACAACCUCCCGAUCAAAGACUCUGGCAUUUCCUCCAAGCACCUCUCAAUCGAAUCCGAAUCAGGCAAAUGGGUGCUCCGAGACCUCGAAUCUUCAAACGGUACCCUGUUGAACGGCACCAAGGUCACCCCAAACACGCCCUUGGACCUCAGCGACGGCGACGAAAUCAAAAUCGGCGAGUACACCUCUAUCACCGUGAAGAUCGACGGCUACGAGGAGAGCCGGCUCAGACGAAACCCUAGGCGUGCCGCAGUCGCAGUAGUUGCGGAGACUACGGUGGGGUCGGUUGCACAGGGUCGGGGCCAGAGAGGUAGGGCUGCGAAGGAGAGGGAGGCAAAGCGCGAGUUGGAGAAAGAAAAUGCUGAGGCGAUUGAGGCCGUAGGGAAUCGAAGGAGGGGCCGACCACCCAAAGCUAGGGUUUUGAAGAGUGAGGUUGAAGAUGAGAAGCCGGUGGAGGAAAAUUUGGUUCCGGAAAUGAGUACGAGGCGAACUCGGAGCUCAAAGAAUGAGGAAUUGGGGAAGAUUCCAGAUAAUUCUGGUGUAGAUGGUGGAGAGGUGAAGAUUGAGCCGAAAAGGACACGUGGCGGUGCGAGGAGGAGGAAGAAUGUACCAGAGGAGCUACCGGUGUGUGAUAAACCUGAUGUUCCUGAGCAGAGAGAUUUGGGAGACUCUGUAAUAAUUGACGUGAAGGACGAUGAGGCUUCAAAAGGGUUGAAUUUUGAGGAAGAGAGACAUGAAGAGGCUGGUAAAGAGUUUAAUGUUAGAGGAGAGAGUGGUGAUAAGGUUGACAAUGGAAGUGCGAGUGGUGAUAAAGGUGAGAAUGGAAGUGGGAGGGGCGGCAAGGGUGACAAUGGAAGUAGUAGUGGUGUUAAGGGUGACAAUGGAAGUGGUAGUGGUGUUAAGGGUGACAACAGAAGUGGUAGUGGUUCAGGUGUUAAUGAGAGUUGUGACUUGGAGAAGAUGACACUUGGCCAGUGGUUUGAUUUUUUGGAGGUUCAUCUGCCGAAGCAGAUCAUUGAUGAGACGGAGGAGGUCAUUGGGGAAAUGGUAGAGAAAGCUAAGCGACUUCAGGAGUACAUGGCACAACAGAAGAAGAAGGGUCAUGUGCUUGUGGGCUAA
Messenger RNA from Prunus armeniaca (apricot), 1227 nucleotides. Lineage: Eukaryota; Viridiplantae; Streptophyta; Magnoliopsida; Rosales; Rosaceae. The record is from the annotation of a GenBank genome assembly.